Molecule: messenger RNA, 3092 nt
Organism: Jatropha curcas
Lineage: Eukaryota; Viridiplantae; Streptophyta; Magnoliopsida; Malpighiales; Euphorbiaceae
Product: alpha-1,4 glucan phosphorylase L-2 isozyme, chloroplastic/amyloplastic
Biological process (GO): glycogen catabolic process
Cellular component (GO): cytoplasm
Molecular function (GO): pyridoxal phosphate binding; glycogen phosphorylase activity
Source: RefSeq, a predicted model, not a curated record
ACACACUCUCUCUCUUUCACUCAUUUUUUUUUUCUUUUCUUUUCUUUCUCCAUUAUAUCUCUUCAUACUUCAGAUCCAACAAUACACACUCACACAAGAAAAAGAAAUGGCUACAUUACCAUUCACUGCAGCUCAAUCAAAAUCCAAAUUCAUUUCAAGCUUCAUUGAUUUCAACUACAGAACCUCCCAUUCAAAUAUUUUCUUUAUUAGAACUCCACGUUUAAACCAUUCAAGAACAAGAAAUCUGCUUAUCAAGAACGUAGCCAGUGAUCACAAGCGAGAAUUGCAAGAACCCAUUACUGAACAAGAUUCUUUAGAUACAUUUGUUCCGGAUUCAGCCUCUAUUGCCUCGAGCAUAAAAUACCAUGCAGAAUUCACACCGAGUUUCUCUCCAGAACGUUUUGAGCUCCCUAAAGCAUUUGUUGCUACUGCAGAGAGUGUUCGUGAUUCGCUUAUCAUUAAUUGGAAUGCUACGUAUGAUUAUUUUCAGAAAGCGAAUGCAAAGCAGGCAUAUUACCUGUCUAUGGAGUUUUUACAGGGUAGAGCCCUGCUUAAUGCAAUUGGUAACUUAGAGCUAUCAGGAGCUUAUGCAGAGGCUUUGAGAAAACUGGGUCACAAAUUGGAGGACGUAGCUAGACAGGAGCCAGAUGCUGCACUUGGUAAUGGGGGCUUAGGGAGGCUUGCUUCUUGCUUCCUUGAUUCCCUUGCAACACUAAAUUACCCUGCAUGGGGAUAUGGACUUAGAUACAAAUAUGGUUUGUUCAAACAACUCAUUACAAAAGAUGGUCAAGAAGAAGUUGCAGAAAACUGGCUUGAGAUGGGUAAUCCCUGGGAAAUUGUAAGAAAUGAUGUAUCCUAUCCUGUGAAGUUCUAUGGUGAAGUGAUUUUAAGGCCAGAUGGAAGUAAAGAAUGGAUUGGAGGAGAAAACAUAACAGCAGUUGCUUAUGAUGUUCCCAUUCCAGGAUAUAAAACUAAGACCACUAUAAACCUUCGGUUGUGGUCAACAAAAGUUGCUCCUCAAGAAUUUGAUUUAAGUGCUUUUAAUACUGGAGAUCAUGCCAAAGCAUAUGCAGCUAUGAAAAAUGCUGAGAAGAUUUGCUACAUAUUAUAUCCAGGAGAUGAAUCAAUAGAGGGCAAGACUCUCAGGUUGAAGCAACAAUAUACACUAUGCUCUGCCUCGUUGCAAGACAUAAUUGCUCACUUUGAAAGAAGAUCGGGAGGAAAUGUAAAUUGGGAAAAUUUUCCUGAUAAGGUUGCAAUACAAAUGAAUGAUACUCACCCAACUCUUUGCAUACCAGAACUAAUUAGAAUAUUGGUCGAUCUUAAGGGUUUGACCUGGAAGGAAGCUUGGGAUAUAACUCGAAGGACUGUUGCAUACACAAACCACACUGUUCUACCUGAGGCUCUGGAGAAAUGGAGUUUGGACUUGCUUCAAGAAUUGCUUCCUCGUCAUGUAGAGAUCAUUAAAAUGAUUGAUGAGGAGCUUCUUCAUACCAUAAUAGAGGAGUAUGGCGUGGAGGAUCUUGACUUGUUGCAGCAAAAGAUGAUGCAAAUGAGAAUUCUGGAUAAUGUUGAGUUGCCUGACUCAGUUCUACAAUUGAUAGAUAAGCAAAGAGAAAGUGUUGUUGAUUCCAUUAAGGAUACCGAAGUUGAAGAUACUGAGGAAGAUAUUAAACCUACAAGUGAAGAAGAGGAAGAGGAUGAAGAAUUAGUAGAAGAAGAAGAAGAAGAGGAAGAGGAGGAGGAGAAAGAUGACGUAGAUCAAGCACUCCCAAAGAUCGUCCGAAUGGCGAAUCUAUGUGUUGUUGGUGGAUAUGCAGUGAAUGGCGUUGCUGAAAUUCACAGUGAAAUAGUGAAAAAUGAAGUGUUUAAUGAAUUCUAUCAGCUUUGGCCAGAGAAAUUUCAAAAUAAAACAAAUGGGGUGACACCAAGAAGAUGGAUUCGUUUUUGCAAUCCUGAUCUUAGUAAAAUUAUUACAAAAUGGAUUGGAACUGAAGACUGGGUUCUAAACACUGAGAAACUGGUGACACUUAGAAAGUUUGUAGAUAAUGAGGAUCUCCAAUCUGAAUGGAAGGAAGCGAAAAGAAAGAACAAGAUAAAAGUUGCAGCCUUCCUUAAAGAAAAAACUGGUUAUGUCGUUAGCCCAGAUGCAAUGUUUGAUGUGCAGGUAAAGCGCAUCCAUGAAUACAAGAGACAGUUGUUGAAUAUACUGGGAAUUGUAUACAGAUAUAAAAAGAUGAAAGAAAUGAGUCCUGAAGAAAGAAAAGCAAAGUAUGUUCCCAGGGUUUGUAUAUUUGGAGGCAAAGCAUUUGCUACAUAUGUUCAAGCCAAGAGGAUUGUUAAAUUUAUAACAGAUGUUGGGGCUACUGUUAAUCAUGACACGGAUAUUGGUGAUCUUUUGAAGGUUGUGUUUGUUCCUGAUUACAAUGUGAGUGUUGCGGAAGUACUAAUUCCUGGCAGUGAGCUUUCCCAGCAUAUUAGUACUGCUGGAAUGGAGGCAAGUGGAACCAGCAAUAUGAAGUUUGCAAUGAAUGGAUGUAUCCUUAUUGGAACCCUAGAUGGUGCAAAUGUUGAAAUAAGAGAAGAGGUUGGAGAAGAUAAUUUCUUUCUUUUUGGUGCAAAGGCUCAUGAAAUUGCAGGGCUCAGGAAGGAAAGAGCAGAGGGAAAGUUCGUGGCUGACCCAAGGUUUGAAGAAGUGAAGGCAUUUGUUAGAAGUGGUGUUUUUGGUCCUUACAACUAUGAAGAACUCAUGGGAUCUUUAGAAGGCAAUGAAGGUUAUGGCAGAGCUGAUUAUUUCCUUGUUGGCAAAGACUUUCCUAGUUACUUAGAAUGCCAAGAAAAGGUUGAUGAGGCAUAUAGAGAUCAAAAGAGAUGGACAAAAAUGUCAAUUUUGAAUACAGCUGGAUCGUUCAAAUUUAGCAGCGACAGGACAAUUCAUGAAUAUGCACGAGAUAUAUGGAGAAUUGAUCCUCUUCAAUUACCUUAAUGCAUGAUAUAUUUAUAAAAUAAUGUCAUCUAUGUCAAUUUUAAAAUUUAGUGUAAUUGAAUAAUUUAGCACAUUAAUUAAAAAUCAAUUUUGAAAAGUUCCAUCA